Messenger RNA from Paramecium tetraurelia, 261 nucleotides. RefSeq lists its product as uncharacterized. The record is from RefSeq and is a predicted model, not a curated record. The transcript has a single exon. The coding region runs from base 1 to 261 and encodes 86 amino acids. NCBI's taxonomy places the organism in Eukaryota, Ciliophora, Oligohymenophorea, Peniculida, Parameciidae.
AUGACUGUAUUAUUUGGAAUGCUCAUUCUAGCUCUGUAUGUAUACAAAGUAUUUUUCUUUAUUGUUUAUUUUUUUUUGUGUGGAAGUUCUGCCCUUAUGGCUUUGACUUUUAAUUUCUCUUGUGAAUUAUGCUUUCCAUUAAGCGAAAAUACUACAAUUUUUUAUUUCACUAGGAAGACAAUUAGUUAUGUUCCACUUUGGCUAUCAUAUUUUAUGAUAUUUAUGUUAAUCUUAAUUUGUAGCUCUAAUUUUAUACCAUGA